AAUUUCAGAAGAAAAAUAUAAAAUAAAUAAAUAUAAAUAUAAUAUGUGUUGUGUGUGUGUGUGUGUGUACGCGCUUGUAAAACUACUGUGCUAUGUUUCUUAAGGAUAGUUUGCAACGAAAAUUUGACUGAAUGGUAUCUUUUAUGUGAUUUUAUAGAUCGAUUUCAAUUUUAAAAAAAAUAUUUGGUCGUAUAGUGCAACGCAAAAUGUGUAUUAACGUUAUCCUUGAAAGCACACGUUGUUGAUACAUGUUAAUAAAACGCGUUUUGUAAAAACCUUCACGGUUUAAUCGUUGCAUUGUAAACAGUCCAUUAUAUUCAUCCAUGGAUGCUAUCACAAUUGUUUUUCGAUUUAUUUAUAUUUUAAUCGUCAUACAAACAUACACAUCAAAGAUUCAAAUGAUAAUUUAGAUGUAAUAUUGUUACACCGCAAUUAAACAAAUUUUCGCUGAUGAUUUGUAAUAUUUUUUCUUUUGUAUUUGUUAUAACUGCGUCAUGAAAACUAUUGCUUUUUAUUAACUGAUCGAUCGAAUAUAUAUUGAAAUAAAAAUAUAAUAAUACAUGUUAUGUUUAUCACAACUCCCACCCAAUAACUAUUACUCUUACCGUAUUAUGUAAGUAUGUACAUAUAUAGAAGUCGAUUAAAAAGAAACCUGACAAAAUUUAUUAUACAAUGUUUCUUAUAUCUCAAAUUUAAAAGGAAAUCAUUAUAAAGAAGAUAACUUGAUCAAAUUCUACUUUUGUGAUAAGCAAAAUGAAAGUCUUAAUAAUAAUCUAGUCUAAUCGAUAAAUGUAUAAAUAAAUGUGUAAACUAUAUCGACCAAUGGUCAGUCGAGAAUUGGUCAGAUAUUUUAGUUUAACCUGUAGAAUUAAACGAAGUGUAUAUUUAAAUAACUUAUUUAUAUUCAUAAGGAAUAUAUAAAGUGAAUAAGCACUUUUACUCGAUAUUUAAAUAUUAUUUAACAUAAGUAUUGCAAAGUGCGAUAUAAUAUAGAGUGCGAAUGAUAAGAAACGAGAUAUAUUUUACCAACUUCACAGAGGGUGUCAAAAUCGUUACACUUAAUAUUCCUUUUAUCUUGAAAAAUUAAAAUAAAUUUAUAACGUAUUUGUUGACAAGAAAUUAUAUUAAAAUGACAGAUACGUAUUUUCCAUUUGUAUAUUGGGCUCAAACUGAGAAUCAGGUUACAUUAAAAGUUGACUUGGCUAAUGUUAAGGAUAUUAAUAUUAAUUUGCAAGAGAAAAAAUUGCAAGUUAGCGCAUACGGUCAAGGCGCAAGAGGAUGCAGUAAUUACGGUUUCAGUAUUGACUUUCACGAACUUGUUAUUCCUGAUGAAAGCAAUUAUAAAGUCAUUGACCGUCAAAUAGAUUUUACGUUGAAGAAAAAAUGUGGUGGAUGGUGGCCACGAUUGACCGGCCAACCACAGAAACCACCAUGGCUUAAAAUAGAUUUUGACAAAUGGAAAAGCGAAGACAUGGAUGAUAAUGAGCAUGAGAAGAGAGAUGUUUGUAACGACUACCCUGAUAUGUAUGACAAAUUGCAUAAAGAAGAACUUGGGUAUAGGAAAGAGGAUUUUAAGAAAGUAUACUUAAUCAUCUACAACUUGUGUCAAUUAGUCGGAUUUCUUUAUGUUCUUACUGUAAUGGGUUUGAAAUAUUCUCGGGAUGGGCCAGCUUCUAUGAAACACACAUAUACUGUUGUUGGAAAUCCAAUGAAAUUUAUACAGUUGCUACAAUUUUUGGAAGUUAUGCACCCUUUAUUUGGAUAUACCAAAGGUAGUGUAAUGAUACCUUUCAUGCAAGUUGGAGCCAGAGCAUUUGUCUUAUUCUUCAUGAUAGAAGGGGAACCACGUAUGCAAACUAAACCGGUUGUAUUUUAUCUUUUUAUUGUUUGGAGCGCAGUUGAAGUUAUCAGAUACUUAUACUAUAAUUCACAAUUAUUGAACGUAGAAAUUUAUUUUUUAACAUGGUUAAGAUAUACAAUAUGGAUACCGUUGUAUCCUUUAGGUAUAAUAUGCGAAGGUAUUAUUAUCUUACGCAACAUUCCAUAUUUUGAAGAAACGCAACGAUUUACUGUAUCUUUACCAAACUCUUUAAAUUUUUCUCUUCAUUUUCCAACUUUUCUGCGCAUUUAUUUAUUAGUAUUAUGUAUACCUGGUAUUUACACAGUGAUGUCACAUAUGAAUCAUGCUCGCUAUAAAAAACUUGGAAAAUCUAAUAUUAAAAGAAAAUACACAUAAUUUUAUUUCAUAAUUUAUAUAUAUAUAUAAAUGUAUAAGAACAAAAAAUUUUUUUUUUUCUAGUAUAAUAUACAUCACAAUAAAGUAUCAUUUUUGUUAUGCUUUUCAUGGAUAAGGAAUAUACAAUAUGUAAUUGAUUAUCAAUUACAUAUUAGUAUAAAUUAACAAAAUUAGUUCAAUAUAUUUCCGUAUUUCUUUAAACUUUUCUAUAAAUAUUUCAGUAAAUAUUGAAUUAUUAAUCGUAAAGAAAGAUUAAGCUUUAAUUUACAGUUAGACUAGUCUUUAAUUAUAUGAUUUGAUUACCUGGAAAUAAUCAUCGUCAAAUGAAUGACUAUGCUAUGUAUUGU
Messenger RNA from Polistes dominula (European paper wasp), 2583 nucleotides. It is a transcript of the gene Hacd2, whose product is annotated as 3-hydroxyacyl-CoA dehydratase 2. The record is from RefSeq and is a predicted model, not a curated record. Gene Ontology annotation, molecular function: 3-hydroxyacyl-CoA dehydratase activity. Gene Ontology annotation, biological process: sphingolipid biosynthetic process; very long-chain fatty acid biosynthetic process; fatty acid elongation. Gene Ontology annotation, cellular component: endoplasmic reticulum membrane. Lineage: Eukaryota; Metazoa; Arthropoda; Insecta; Hymenoptera; Vespidae.